Hevea brasiliensis (rubber tree) is the source of this 1632-nucleotide messenger RNA. Its product is annotated as inositol 3-kinase. The record is from RefSeq and is a predicted model, not a curated record. The transcript is spliced from 2 exons. Bases 286 to 1386 code for a protein of 366 amino acids. Gene Ontology annotation, molecular function: kinase activity. Lineage: Eukaryota; Viridiplantae; Streptophyta; Magnoliopsida; Malpighiales; Euphorbiaceae. Gene Ontology annotation, biological process: myo-inositol hexakisphosphate biosynthetic process.
GCUUCAAAGUUCAAACUUCAAAGGAACAAGGACCAACGAUCCCUCUUUCUUUCUAUAAAUGCAAGCCCACAAAAAUCUCUCCCCAGCGCGAUCAUCUGUCUCUCUUGUUACCUACGCUUACUCCAAUUUUUGUGCAUUUCUCUAAUCAGAUACUAGACAGGCACAUCCUCCGUUUCCUUAAAAUCCGUGUUCGUCUUUGGCUUCUAUGUCUCUCUCACCGCCAAACUGACUCAUUCUCUUAUCUUCUUCUUCACUUAUGACCCCCCAAACCCACCGCAACCCAUAAUGGUAACCGCUUCUCACAAAACCCACCAAGUUCCCACACCCCGUGUUUUAAUCGUCGGCAACUACUGCCACGAUGUUUUAAUCCAAAAUGACACCGUCGUUGGCGAAUCUCUUGGCGGCGCCUCCUCCUUCAUAGCCAGCGUCCUUGAUGGGAUGUCAAUUCCUUGUAGUUUAGUUGCCAAAGUUGGGCACGAUUUUAGAUACCAAGUUAAUCAUAUCCCAAUUUUAGUGCCUGCUUCCAAGACGACCGUGUUUCACGCCUAUUUUGAUUCGGGUGUACACGAAAAUGGAAACCAAGAUCGGGUCUUAAAACGGGUAUGCUUAUGUGAUCCAAUUAGUCCGACGGAUCUUCCUGACGCGAGGUUCGAUUUUGGAAUGGCGGUUGGGGUUGGCGGGGAGAUAUUGCCCCAGACGCUUGAGAGAAUGAUUGAGAUUUGUGAUGUGGUUCUCGUGGAUAUUCAAGCUUUAAUAAGGGAUUUUGAUGCCGUUGAUGGGACAGUUAAGCUCGUUGAUUUACGCGAAACGGGGUUUCGUUCCUUGUUGCCUCGAAUUGGGGUUUUAAAGGUGUCAUCAGAGGAGGCUGUGUUUAUGGAUGUGGAGGAGGUGAGGAAGUGGUGUUGUGUGGUGGUGACGAAAGGGGAAGAUGGGUGUAAGGUGUGUUGGAAAGAUGGGGAGAUGGAGAUUUCACCCUUUUUGGCUAAUCAAGAGGAUCCCACGGGUGCAGGGGAUAGCUUCUUAGGUGGGUUUGUGACGGGAUUGAUGCAGGGAUUGGCUGUACCUGAUGCUGCCUUGCUGGGUAACUUCUUCGGUUCGCUUACUGUUGAACAAAUUGGAUUGCCAAAGUUUGAUUCGAGGCUGCUGCAGAGAGUGAAGGAUGAGGUUCAGAGGAGAAAAACGCAGUGCUUGCAUUAUGAAGGGAACUAUGAUGAGCUAAUGUUUUUGAAGCCAGAAGGGCAUGAACAGUUCCAUUCGUCCCUUGGUGCAGCAAAAUUAUUAACCCAACAUUCCAUUCAAGAAUCCAAAGAUUGUUCUGGGCAGCCUAAAUUAGCAGUUAAUCCUGUGAAUGAUGAAGCAAUGCAAACAGCUGACGGAAAGCCAUGAUACAGUUGGAGCGAAAAACUGCUCUUAUUGGCCUUGGUUCUUUUUCUUGGCAUCGAAUAAAGAAUCUAGCGACAGCGUAGAGAUUAAUGCUGUGAUUCUAUUCAUAAUCAUUUGGUCCAGUGAUCACGAAUGGAAGUUAAUUUAAAGUUGUUAAUGCAUUUAAAAUAAGAUCAUGCGCAUGAAAUUUGAUGUUGGUGUGUUUCUGAAAUGGCACAGAAGCAUUUAAUGAGAAAAUUUUUUCAGCUC